This is a messenger RNA of Diorhabda sublineata, 1757 nucleotides long. RefSeq names its product protein AATF-like. The record is from RefSeq and is a predicted model, not a curated record. The transcript is spliced from 3 exons. Gene Ontology annotation, biological process: regulation of transcription by RNA polymerase II. Bases 341 to 1738 code for a protein of 465 amino acids. Gene Ontology annotation, cellular component: nucleolus; nucleus. Lineage: Eukaryota; Metazoa; Arthropoda; Insecta; Coleoptera; Chrysomelidae.
GAUUCUGUUAUAAACCCUGAACUCAUUGCUACUGUUAUGAUAAUAUCUAAUAAAGAACUUCAAUUGACAGAUUCAAUAUUCAUAGAUCCAUCUGUACAUUCUAUUGUUAUCAAUAUAAAAGCAAUUUUUGAAUUUAAAACAUUGGUCAAUUAUUUUGUAUUAUAUCGUUGGCAAAUACCCAUCUCUAAAAUAUGUACAAAAGAUUCAUCACAACAUUAGUAAUGUUCACGUGGCUUCAAAUGUGAAAUUUGACAUAUAUUGUAGGUAACCAAAACAUAUUAGCUUAUUGUUUAAUUCAUAAAUAUAAUUAUACUACACUAGCUUAAUUGAUGUUUAAAAAAUGAGGAAAGAGAGCUUAGCCGAAAGAAUUACAUCAGUUUUAGUAACAACUCCAGCUCAAGUUGAUAUAGAAGAUGAUUUUGACGAUAACUCACUAUCAGUAUUGAAAACAAAUACUGAAGAUGCAGAAAAUGUUGAAGAAAGUACCUUUAGAAAGAAAAAUGUAAAUUUAUUAGCCGACAUUGAUAGCCGUUAUGGGGGCACAAUAGAAAGUAGAAAAAGUUUAAACUACCAAGAAAGCGACUUGGAGGAGUUUGAAAAUAAUACAGAAUCUGAAUCAGUCACUUCAAAUGAAGGAACACAUGAAUUACAGGAAGAUUAUGAUUCAGAUCAAGAUUCUGAAGAUAAUUCUUUAGAAAACUUGCAAGAAGAAUAUGAAUCAGAUGAAGAUCGUGAAUCCGUAGAGAAUUCACAUACUGAUGAUAAAUAUAAAUCUACAAACCAUGAGGAUGUUAUGAAAAGUUUUAAAAAAGGACAAUGUGUGAAAAACCAAAUGGCUCUCUGGGAAUAUAUUUUAGAAAUGAGAAUUCAAAUGCAGAAAAGUCUAAUGGCUGCGAAUAAAAUGCCCCAAUGUGAAUAUUAUAGAGAUAUGAAGAAUACAUUUGGACAGGAUUUUACAAAUAGUGUGAAAGAUACAAAAAAAUCUUUAUCAACAUUAUUAAAUAAAUUGUUGCUUUUACAAAAACUUUUAUGGGAUAGGUGUCCUGAAAUUAAAAAAAUCCAAAAACCAGAUAACAAUCCUGAUGAUGAGGAGAUCCCAAGUGAUAGUGAUGAAGAUGAGAAUGAGGACGAAAUCAAAAAUAGUACACCAAGCAAGAAAAGGAAAUUAUCUGAUUUUGAAAGAGAUUUGAAAGAGAAGAAUGAUACGUUUAAAAAUUAUAGAGAUCAUGUUAUCAAAAAAUGGCAUGAAAAAAUUAGAAUUACUUCAACAAAUAAUGAUACAAAUGUUCUACCUAUUAUUAGUCACAUUGAACACGUUUUAACAGAUAAAGACAAGCUAAUUAGGAAGACUCAAUUGAGAAGGACUACCUACAAGAUAGUAGGAGAAAAUAUUGAAAAUGAUACUGAUAAAAAUAAUUUAGAAGGAUCAGUUGCUAUUUACAAUAAAGAAAUAUUUGAUGAUGACGAUUUCUAUCACCAACUUCUUAGGGAAUUGAUAGAGUUUAAAUCUGCCGAUUUGACAGAUCCUGUGCAGUUAAGUAGAAGGUGGAUGCAAUUACAGAGUUUGAGGAAUAAAAUGAAAAGGAAGAUUGAUACAAAAGCUACUAAGGGAAGGAAAAUCAGAUAUGAUGUACAUAAGAAGUUGGUUCACUUUGUUUCUCCAAUUGUAGAUAAUUUGUGGAGCGAUGAGGCAAAAAUAGAAUUGUUCAGUUCGUUGUUUGGAAAAACAAAUAUUUAAUAAAAAAAUAUUGGAAUUA